CGUUAAUAUUUGUCGGCGCAGGGCUCUGGGAAGGAGUAGUUUAAAAUCGAUUUUUUGAUGCAACUCGAAAGUGAAGAAAGAAAAAAUCAUUAAAUUUGCAAAAUUUAAAAAAAUCUACAUUUAAGAAACCUAAAAUGGAUGCAUUAUUGGAUGAAGUGGAGUCCUUAGAAGCAAUUUUAAUGGACGAUGUGCUUAUAGAACGAAAUUCAGAAAGUAUUCCGCAGUUAAUUGAAACCACGAUUUUUCCGGUGGUUGGCGAGGACACAGAUCAGCAAUAUGUCUGCGUUACUUUGCAGGUAAUACCUACCCCUGGCUAUCCAGAAGUUAGUCCUGAAUAUAAGUUAGUGCGUCCACGUGGAUUGGACGAUACACGUCUGACGGAUAUAAAAACUGCUAUAGAAAGUAAACUCAAUGAAUCGAUUGGAUUCCCCGUGGUAUUUGAUUUGAUUGAAGUCGUCCGUGAGCACUUGACAGGCAGCAAUUUACCCAGUGGUCAGUGUGUGGUGUGUUUGUAUGGUUUUUGUGAUGGCGAUGAAUUUACACGCACUGAAUGCUUCCACUAUUUGCAUAGUUAUUGUCUAGCACGCCACUUGAAUGCAAUGCGUCGCAACUACCAGGAUGAAUAUAAUAAAUUGCCGGCUUGGCAACAGAAAACCGCCAAACCAUUUCAAGCCCAUUGUCCAGUGUGUCGUGAGAAUAUUAAGGAUGAAACUGAUAGUUUACGCUGUGCCAUGCCACCCUCUGAUUUGCAAAAUGCUCCAGAUUUUAAACCAACUCCCGAAUUGAGAGAAUUACAACAACGAAUGACUUCAUUGUUUAUACAUCAGAAAAGUCGUGGCGCUAUAAUAGAUUCUGAAGCUGAAGUGGGUGCCGUAUUGUCUAUUGAAACGGAAGAGGAAAUUCGUCGUCGACUGCAUCGUAAACAGCAGGAAGAAACAACAGCUGCUGAAACUCCCGAGAGUGGUGGUAAUAAUUUUUCUUCUAAUUUUGCUGAAUUUAGCGGCGGCAGUAGCAGUGGUUCUGCUACACCUGAUGCUGGAUCUGUAGCUGAACAGCAAGUACAGAAGGACUCGAAUGGUUCAAUUAUGAAAACUAAUUUUGCGCCAGUUGUUCAAAAUAUACAACGCGAAGAUCCAACUAAUAAUAAUUAUCAUCAUCAUAGCGGCGGAGGUGGUGGUAGACGUCAUCAUUUCCGUGGCGGACGUCGUCAUCAUCAUCAUCACCACAAUCAGCAUCAGUCUGAACGUGAUCGGGAGCGAUUUCAACACAAUCACAUUCCCUCGGCUACAUCGGCCUCCGCUUCGUCAUCGUCAUCUGCAGCUGGAGCUGCAGCAAAUACAUCAUCUAGUCAUUCCAGUGGUUCGCAGUCUAUGCAAACAAAUCAAAAACAAGCAAAGGCCCAUGCAGCCGGUCAUGGUCAUAACAGGUGACGAUGGCCUCUCUACAAAUAUAUAAAAUGCAAUACUGAGGCUUUACACAAGAUAUUGCUAUUGCUGCCAUUGUUGCUACCCUCCUCUCUAUAACCAAUACAACUAUGUUUCUAACAAAUUACUUAUUCUUAAUUUUCCUUUCUUUUCUUAUAUUUUUCUGUUUUUAUUUACACUCUUUGCCUCAUUAUGAAUUAAAUGACAAUAUAUAGAUUUUUUUACUUUGUUGUUAAUGUAUUUAUUAAAAUUAUUUAAUAAUCAAAAAUAUUUAUUUAAUUUUUAAUAUUUUUAAAAAUUUAUAUUUUAUUUUAGUUUUUGUUUUUUUAUGUAUAUGUAGAAAACUAAUUUAAUUUUAAGUAAAAAAUCGCACACACCGUAAUAAGACUCAUUAUUGAAAUACACUCUACUAUUAAAUACAACAAUUUAAAAACUAUAUCCUAAGGAUUCUUCGUGUCCUUAGAGUGGUAAAGUUCUUUGUUUUGAAUUUUUAUAUUAUUUAGAAAUGAAAUAUUUAGCAAUAAUUAUUUGUUUAACUAUGUACUAAUAUGUAUAUGAAUAUGUACGCUAUAGUUUUAAAUUAUUUUUUAUGUUUAAUUUAUCACUUACUUAGUAUCCUUUGUUGUUUUUAUUUUUGUAACUUUUUUUUCUAAAAAUAUCAAAAAGGUAGUCAGCACUUGAAAAGUGUAGCAUCAUCUUGUUGUCUUCGAAUUUGCUAAACACAACAAAACUAAAUGAUAUUAAGUAACACAACAAAAACAUUAAACUUAAAAAAAAAAUAAAGUAAAAAUUAUUU
Messenger RNA from Lucilia sericata (common green bottle fly), 2220 nucleotides. RefSeq names its product E3 ubiquitin-protein ligase RNF25. Lineage: Eukaryota; Metazoa; Arthropoda; Insecta; Diptera; Calliphoridae. Bases 135 to 1430 code for a protein of 431 amino acids. The record is from RefSeq and is a predicted model, not a curated record. The transcript has 4 exons. Gene Ontology annotation, biological process: protein ubiquitination. Gene Ontology annotation, molecular function: protein binding; ubiquitin protein ligase activity. Gene Ontology annotation, cellular component: nucleus.